Cicer arietinum (chickpea) is the source of this 1618-nucleotide messenger RNA. Its product is annotated as actin-97-like. The record is from RefSeq and is a predicted model, not a curated record. NCBI's taxonomy places the organism in Eukaryota, Viridiplantae, Streptophyta, Magnoliopsida, Fabales, Fabaceae.
AAGGGAGAGUAAGAAUAGGGUGUGAUGUGAGAAUCAUCAUUGAUUGGUUUCUGCAAUAAAAUAACCUUAUAGAUUAAUAUUUGACUUACAUGCGUAUUUUUCUCCAACAAUUCGGUAGAAAUUAAUGGUUGGUGUAUACGCAGAGAAAGAACGAACGUACAUUGUCCGUUAAUUUCUGAUUCUCUCUCUCCAAAUUUAAAACGAGGAGUGAGAAAAUCCAAUGGUCUAAAUUGGGUGUGAUGGUUGUUAUAUUCAUUUGAAUUAUUACUUCUCUUCAUUUCGUCUAGUUUUUCUUUCAGAAUCCCUCUUCCUCGUAAGCUACGUGUAGCUGAGCAUAUCAUAUUAAAAGAAGAUGGCAGACGCUGAGGAUAUUCAACCUCUUGUUUGUGACAAUGGAACAGGAAUGGUCAAGGCAGGGUUUGCUGGAGAUGAUGCUCCGCGUGCCGUGUUUCCCAGCAUUGUAGGACGUCCUCGUCAUACUGGUGUUAUGGUUGGUAUGGGACAAAAAGAUGCAUAUGUUGGUGACGAGGCACAAUCUAAACGUGGUAUCCUCACUCUCAAGUACCCAAUUGAGCAUGGUAUUGUUAGCAAUUGGGAUGACAUGGAAAAGAUUUGGCAUCAUACCUUCUAUAAUGAGCUUCGUGUGGCCCCUGAAGAGCAUCCAGUUCUCUUAACAGAGGCUCCUCUUAACCCCAAAGCUAACCGUGAGAAGAUGACCCAAAUCAUGUUUGAGACUUUUAAUGCCCCUGCUAUGUAUGUAGCCAUUCAGGCUGUUCUUUCACUCUAUGCCAGUGGUCGUACAACCGGUAUUGUGUUGGAUUCUGGUGAUGGUGUCAGCCAUACAGUCCCUAUCUAUGAGGGUUAUGCCCUCCCACACGCCAUCCUUCGUCUUGAUUUGGCCGGUCGUGACCUGACUGAUUUCUUAAUGAAGAUUCUGACAGAACGUGGGUAUUCUUUUACCACCUCAGCAGAGCGUGAAAUUGUGAGGGACAUGAAGGAGAAGUUGGCGUACAUUGCCCUUGAUUAUGAGCAAGAACUAGAGACAUCCAAGACCAGCUCUGCAGUGGAGAAGAGUUAUGAGUUACCUGAUGGGCAAGUCAUCACUAUUGGUGCUGAGCGUUUUAGGUGUCCAGAGGUCUUGUACCAACCGUCCAUGGUUGGAAUGGAAGCUGCAGGAAUUCACGAGACCACAUACAACUCCAUAAUGAAAUGUGAUGUUGACAUCAGGAAAGACCUGUACGGUAACAUUGUCCUUUCAGGAGGUACAACCAUGUUCCCUGGCAUUGCUGAUAGAAUGAGCAAGGAAAUUUCUGCAUUGGCCCCAAGCAGCAUGAAGAUCAAGGUGGUAGCACCCCCUGAGAGAAAGUACAGUGUCUGGAUUGGUGGUUCUAUCUUGGCUUCCCUGAGCACCUUCCAACAGAUGUGGAUUGCAAAGGCUGAGUAUGAUGAGUCUGGACCAUCAAUUGUGCAUAGGAAGUGUUUCUAAAUUGUUUGAGCCAUAGGGUGGGUUAUCAAAGGAAAAUAACUUCUCUUAUAUGUAACCCUUUCAUUCUAGAUUUUGUUAUCCGUUCAUGUUAUUCUCGAGGAGUUUAUUGUCAAAUGUUCCAUUUUUUCUUCA